Paramecium tetraurelia is the source of this 2676-nucleotide messenger RNA. RefSeq lists its product as uncharacterized. The record is from RefSeq and is a predicted model, not a curated record. The transcript has 13 exons. NCBI's taxonomy places the organism in Eukaryota, Ciliophora, Oligohymenophorea, Peniculida, Parameciidae.
AUGAAUAAGCAGAGAAGAUUGGAUAUUGGAUUGAUUAUCGAUUUAGAAAAAUAAAUCUUCAGUAUGAAGGAUUGUAUGAGAGAAGUAAAAGAAUUGGGAAAUGGAAGAUAUCUGAAUUUAUAAAGAAUAGACGGUAAAAAUUAAGUAAAUCAAACUAGUUCUUUCUUUGGAUCAUAUAAUGGAGGAGAAAAAUCAUUAAAGAAUGGGGAGUGGACUGAAAUUAUUGAAUUUCAUGAGCAUUAAGGAAAAUAUGAAAAUGGGAAAAAGGUUGGCAGAUGGAAAAUUAGAACCUUUUAAUCUUCAUAUGGGGAAAACGACUCCUUGAAUUCUUUUGAAAGAAAAUGGUUAGAUGAAUAGUAUUAGAGCACAUAUGAGAACAUAAAGAUAAGGAGCGUUGGUGGACUUUUUUAAAAUGGAAUUAAAAUUGGAACAUGGUUAGAGCCUGAUAGCUAUAAACUCACAAUUUCAUAUGGGGGAGAAUAUAGGAACGGCAAAAAGGUUGGUUUAUGGACUAUUGAACAUUGUGGAAAACAUAUUGGUGGUGGAGAGUAUAGCAAUGAAGGUAAUGAUAUAAAAAUUGGAAAAUGGAUUGAGUUUGUCAAAUUGAAGUCUAUGUUUCUUUAUGAAGGAGAAUAUAAGAAAGGCAAAAAGGUCGGUUUAUGGACUCUUAGAUAUUGUCACUAAUCCUGGGAGACCUUAGAAAUUAAUAACAAUUAAAUUUGUGGUGGUGGAGUUUAUUGCGAUGAAGGUGAUGGCAUUAAAAUUGGAAGGUGGAUAGAGGUUUCAAAUAACCUCCAUUUUGAGAACAACCUCCAUUUUUGGAAUGGCGUGUUUAAAAAUGGGAAAAAAAUUGGAAGAUGGGAUUCAACCUAUACCAAGAAUACCUAUACCAAGAUUAACCCACUUUUUAUAAAUGGAGGAUCUUACAGUUAGGAAGGGGAUGAAAUUAAAAUUGGGAAAUGGAUUGAAUUUGAAAAUAGAAAAGGGGCAUUUAUUUACAGUGGGGUUUAUCAAUAAGGAAAAAAGGUUGGUAAUUGGGAUAUCAGUUGUACAAAUUGGUAAAGUAAGGAAAACUCAUUUACUAUAAUAGGUGGAGGGUCUUAUGAUGAAAAAGAAAAUUUUUUUAAGACUGGUUAGUGGUGUGAAUUGAGGUCGGGUUAGUAUGAUUAUUUUACUUACUAUUUGGGUUAAUAUAAAAAUGAUAAAAAAAUUGGAUGGUGGGAUAUAUUAGUGAAAGAUGCAUCAAACAGAUAUGAAAUAUAAAGUAAAGAUUCAGGGUAUAGAAAUAAUAAGGGAUUAUUUCUAGAAAUUCAAGGAUUUUAUGGGCAGGCAUAAUUGAGUUAAAAUGUUGGUACACAAUAUAACCAAGAUUAAGAAUAGGAAUAAUACAUUUUUAUAGGGGGAGGAUAAUAUGAUAUAAAGGGUCUUAAAAUAGGCUAGUGGCUUGAUUUUAAUGAGAUGAUUGUUGAUGUCGGUUAAUAUUUGAACGGGGAAAAGAUGGGACAAUGGAAUUCUUGGUCUUGGUCUCAUUCUAAUAAGAAUUAUACAUUUAUUUGUGAGGGGUAAUAUUAAAAAGAUUGUAAAAUAGGGAAGUGGAUUGCAAAUGGCAAUACGGGUUAAUACUCAAAAAAUAAUAAGGUUGGGAUGUGGAAUAAUUAAAAACCUCAUUAGUGGAGUUAUUACGAUUCUAAUGGAAUCAAGAUUUUUUCAAAUCCAUUAUAUUUAAAUGAAUCUAAAGCAAUAUUAUGGGAAGGAGAAUUUAAGGAUAGUAAAAAAAUUGGAAGAUGGGAUAUUUUACUUCGUUCUACUGUAAUCGGAGGAGGAUCUUAUGAUAAUGAAGGAAGUUGUAUGAAGAUUGGGAAAUGGAUAGAGAUAUCUUAUGAAUAGAAUAUAUUUUGUGGCGAGUAUAAAGAUAAUAAAAAAAUUGGUUAUUGGGAAGAAUAUGAUAAUUAAAUGAUAAGGGGAAAUUGUAAAUAAAUUGAAAUUAUUUCAAAUAUAUAUUAUAGUUAAUCAGGAAUAAGGAUUUUUAGGAGUGGAAAACCUGAUGUUGUACUAUGGGUAGGAGAGUUUAUAGAUAAUAAAAAAAUUGGAAGGUGGAAUAUUUUAUAUAAAUCUAUUGAAGGAAAAUAUAAGGAAUUGUAAACUUAUAAAAAUACAUCUAUCAUUAGAGGAGGAGGAUUUUAUGAUAAUGAAGGAAUGAAGAUUGGAAAAUGGGUAGAAUAAUGGAAAGGAUUGAAGACAUAUGCUGGAGUUUAUAAAAAUAAUAAAAAAAUUGGUUUAUGGAAAGUCUUAGAUUAAGAUCUUAUUAGUUCUUUUAGGAAUUAUGAUGAUAAAGGAAAUGUGAUUUAUAGUAGCGAAGAACUUAAUGUUUAUUCUUGGGGUGGACUAUUCAAUGGGAAGAUAAAGAUUGGGAGAUGGGAUAUACUUUUUAAAGCUAAAAGGUCUACAUAUUAUAAAGAAAUCGGAGGAGGAUCAUAUGAUAGUGAUGGAAGUGAUAUGAAGAUUGGCAAAUGGAUAGAGUUGAAAGAUGAAUAUAAUAUAUAUUGUGGUGAGUAUAAAGAUAACAAAAAAAUUGGCUUAUGGAAAGAAUAAACUUAGGAUAAUGGGGAGAUUAUUUCGUUUAUGAAUUAUGAUGAUGAAGGAGACGAGAUUUUUAGAAAAGGAUUGUCUUAGUGA